This is a messenger RNA of Armigeres subalbatus, 789 nucleotides long. RefSeq lists its product as uncharacterized. Lineage: Eukaryota; Metazoa; Arthropoda; Insecta; Diptera; Culicidae. The transcript has a single exon. The record is from RefSeq and is a predicted model, not a curated record. The annotation marks the transcript as partial.
GUCAAGCUGAAGCAAGAGCCAGUGGACUUGAAUCAGACCAAUGCGACUGGUCUCGGGAAUCUUGAUCAUCUCAAGUUACCGCAGAUCAAGCUCCAAACUUUUGGUGGAAACGUGGAAGAGUGGCUUAGUUUCCGCGAUCUCUUUUCGUCCUUGAUCCAUGGCAAGGCGGAUCUCCUUGAGGUAGAAAAAUUCUACUACCUCAAGGGGUGUCUACAAGGGGAACCGAAGAAUUUGAUUGAUUCUCUCCCGAUCACCAGUGCCAACUACAAUAUCGCUUGGGAUCUCCUACUCAAGCGGUACGACAACAACAAGAAUCUGAAAAAGCUGCAAGUGCAAGCGCUGUUCAAACUUCCCUGUUUGACGAAGGAGUCCUCUUCUGAUCUGCACACACUCGUCGACGGCUUCGAGAGAAUAGUUCAGACCUUGGACAAUAUAGUUCAACCCGCGGAUUAUCGGGAUUUGCUGUUGGUUAAUAUGCUCACUACACGCUUGGAUCCGGUUACGCGUCGUGGAUGGGAGGAGUUUUCGUCCACCAAACAACAAGAUACGGUGGAGAAGUUGAGCGAUUACCUUCAGCGUCGCAUUCGUAUGCUGGAGUCUCUUCCAGUGAAGGCAGCGGAAUCGAGAAGCACUCCCCAGUGGCAACAAGCAGGCAAACCCAAGGCAACCUCCAUGAAGAGCAGCUACAGCACUACUCAGGUAGUAGUAGGACGAUGCAUAGUAUGUGGCGCUAGUCACUUGCUGUUCCAGUGCAGCGUAUUCCAAGCGAUGCCCCAGUUCGAAAGGUAA